Esox lucius (northern pike) is the source of this 9796-nucleotide messenger RNA. RefSeq names its product acetyl-CoA carboxylase beta (gene acacb). Gene Ontology annotation, molecular function: metal ion binding; ATP binding; acetyl-CoA carboxylase activity. NCBI's taxonomy places the organism in Eukaryota, Metazoa, Chordata, Actinopteri, Esociformes, Esocidae. The coding region runs from base 177 to 7565 and encodes 2462 amino acids. Gene Ontology annotation, biological process: fatty acid biosynthetic process. The record is from RefSeq and is a predicted model, not a curated record. The transcript has 54 exons.
UGCAAGUGCCCUUCUCACACUACCACAACAUAUUUUGUGCUGAUGAAAUCGAACAGGAUUUAAAAUAUUGUGUUGACCGCACGGUAAGCAACAAGCUCUGGGAGAGGUCCAGGACCCUGAGGUCCACCCUCCCACCCAUACAUUUUUAUUUUACAGAUUCAAGAGGAUGCCUUUGAAUGUUCUCAUUGCUACUCUCUGGAUUACUACUAUUGUGGGUCCUCUGGAGGAUUAAGCUGAUGCUGGAGAAAGCGAACGAAACGGCUCCUGACUGUGGAAACUCCACAGCGUCUGCACGGGAGGGGGCGCGAAUGGCCGAAGGAGCUGCCGCUUCUGCAGUCACCCCUGCCCUGCCUCCUGCUGAACUCCCCACACCAAUGGGUCUUGCUGCAUCUACCUCAACAGACAGCACAGCAAACCGUCCGCUAACCCCCAUUGACCCCAAAGAGGGUCCCUUGAUACCCAGGCCAGGGGUGUUCCAGUCUUCUCAGGCCUCUUCAGGGGAGAUGACAGAGCAGCACACACAGUCAUCCCCUUUUCCCUUUGUGGUACCCCAGCCUCCCAGUAGAACCACCAGGCCCAAGCUCAGUCAAGGCCCUGAGGCUCGAAGAGCACGCCUGAAGUUCAUUCUGGGGGCGUCAGAGGACAACUCUUCAGAUGAUGAGCCACCUUUGUCCAUGAAACCCCCUCCAGGUUUUGGUUCCUCUGAGUCAGUGGCCAGUUCCUCAACCCCACAGCAAACGGCAUCAACAACCCCAGCUGUCUUCUCCCUCCCACAACAAGUUCCACCAUUAACAUCAACCACCACCUCCCUUGGGAUGAGGCCAAGCAUGUCCCGUCCACACCUGGUGAAGAAGGGACGAGAUCACUGGAAGAUGGAGCUGCAGAGAGAUUUCACCGUGGCCUCGCCGGCCGAGUUUGUCACCCGCUUUGGUGGGAACCGUGUCAUAGAUAAGGUGCUGAUCGCCAAUAAUGGCAUCGCAGCAGUCAAAUGCAUGCGCUCCAUCCGCCGUUGGUCCUACGAGAUGUUCCGUAAUGAGAGGAUCGUCCGUUUCGUUGUGAUGGUUACCCCAGAGGACCUGAAAGCCAACGCAGAAUAUAUCAAAAUGGCCGACCAUUAUGUACCUGUCCCUGGAGGUGCCAACAACAACAACUAUGCUAAUGUAGAGUUAAUCGUGGACAUUGCCAAAAGAAUCCCUGUACAGGCCGUCUGGGCUGGGUGGGGUCACGCCUCGGAGAACCCCAAACUUCCUGAACUACUGAACAAGAAUGGGAUCUCCUUCUUAGGGCCAUCCAGUAAGGCCAUGUGGGCUCUUGGUGAUAAAGUGGCCUCCUCCAUUGUGGCCCAGAGUGCAGACAUCCCCACCCUGCCCUGGAGCGGAUCAGGUCUGACGGUGGACUGGACAGACGAAGACCGGAGCCUCGGCCGUGUGAUCAGUGUGCCUCCAGAGGUCUAUGUGCAAGGCUGCGUGAUUGACGUGGCCGACGGGCUGGCUGGAGCAGAGAGAAUUGGCUACCCAGUGGUGAUCAAAGCCUCAGAGGGAGGAGGGGGGAAGGGCAUCCGGAAGGUGGACAACGCUGAGGACUUCGCCAGCUUCUUUAGACAGGUGCAGGCCGAGGUGCCUGGCUCGCCCAUCUUUGUCAUGCAGCUGGCCCAGCAUGCUCGGCACUUGGAGGUCCAGAUCCUUGCUGACGAGUACGGCAACGCCAUCUCCCUCUUUGGCCGAGACUGCUCCAUCCAGCGGAGACACCAGAAGAUCAUCGAGGAGGCGCCCGCCACCAUAGCAUCUUCCAUCACGUUCAAGCACAUGGAACAGUAUGCAGUGAGGAUGGCUAAGAUGGUGGGCUACGUAAGCGCUGGCACCGUGGAGUAUCUGUUCUCAGAGGAUGGGAGCUUCCACUUUUUGGAGCUCAACCCCCGUCUGCAGGUGGAGCACCCCUGCACAGAGAUGAUCGGGGAUGUCAACCUGCCAGCUGCCCAGCUACAGAUAGCCAUGGGGAUCCCCCUCCACAGAAUCAAAGACAUCCGCGUGCUGUAUGGAGAAGCCCCUUGGGGGGACACCCCAAUCAACUUUGAGGCUCCCGACUGCGUCCCCAGUCCUCGUGGACACGUCAUCGCAGCUCGCAUCACCAGCGAGAACCCAGACGAGGGCUUCCAGCCCAGCUCAGGGACCGUCCAGGAGCUCAACUUCCGCAGCAGUAAGAACGUGUGGGGCUACUUCAGCGUGGGGGCUACUGGGGGGCUGCACGAGUUUGCCGACUCCCAGUUCGGCCACUGCUUCUCCUGGGGGGAGAACCGAGAGGAGGCCAUCUCGAAUAUGGUGGUGGCCAUGAAGGAGCUGUGUAUCCGUGGGGACUUCAGGACCACGGUGGAGUACCUCAUCAAGCUCCUAGAGACGGAGAGCUUCAGGAACAACGACAUUGACACCGGCUGGCUGGACAAUCUCAUCGCAGAUAAAGUUCAGGCGGAGCGGCCAGACACCUUACUGGGGGUCAUCUGUGGGUCGCUACAUGUGGCUGACGCCAGCUUCAGGAAGAGCAUGUCUGACUUCCUGCACUCACUGGAAAGGGGCCAGGUGCUGCCCGCAGCCAGUCUGCUGAAUACUGUUGAGGUAGACCUGAUCUACGAGGGGGUAAAAUACUGCCUCAAGGUGGCUCGCCAGUCCCCCACCACGUAUGUCAUUAUCAUGAACGCCUCGGACAUUGAGGUUGAUGUCCACCGGAUGAGCGACGGCGGCCUCUUGCUCUCCUACAACGGCAGCAGCUACACCACGUACAUGAAGGAGGAGGUGGACAGCUACCGGGUCACUGUUGGCAACAAGACGUGUGUGUUUGAGAAGGAGAAGGACCCCACGGUACUGAGGUCGCCCUCUGCUGGUAAACUCCUGCAGUACCUGGUGGAGGACGGAGGCCAUAUCUGUGCAGGGAAUUCAUAUGCAGAGAUUGAGGUGAUGAAGAUGGUGAUGACCCUCUCAGUACUGGAGUCGGGCUGUAUUCACUAUGUGAAGAGGCACGGGGCGGUUCUGCAGCCUGGCUGUGUGGUGGCCCGCGUGGACCUGGACGAUCCCAGCAGCAUCCACCCUGUGGAGCUGAACAGGGCCCCUCUCCCCCCCCAGCAGCCCCAACCCAUCGCCGGUGAGAAGCUCCACCAAGUCUUCCACAUGGUCCUGGAUAACCUGUUCAAGGUCAUGGACGGCUACUGCCUCACCGAGCCCUACUUCAGUAACAAGCUGAAGCAGUGGGUGGAAACUCUGAUGAAGACCCUGAGGGACCCGUCACUGCCCCUGCUGGAGCUCCAGGAGAUCAUGACCAGCGUGGCCAGCCGAGUCCCGCCCGGCGUGGAGAAGUCCAUCCGCAAGGUCAUGGCCCAGUACGCCAGCAACAUCACCUCGGUGCUCUGCCAGUUCCCCAGCCAGAGGAUCGCCUGUAUCCUGGACAGCCACGCAGCCACCCUACAGAGGAAGGCUGACCGGGAGGUGUUCUUCAUGAACACUCAGAGUAUUGUCCAGCUUGUGCAGAGGUACCGUAGUGGGAUCCGAGGCUACAUGAAGUCCGUGGUGCUGGACCUGCUCAAGCGCUACCUUCAGGUGGAGAUGCAGUUCCAGCAAGCUCACUAUGACAAGUGUGUGAUCAACCUGAGGGAGCGGUACAAGCCUGACAUGACCCCUGUGCUGGAGAGCAUCUUUUCUCAUGCCCAGGUCUCCAAGAAGAACGUUCUGGUCACCAUGCUCAUUGAUCAGCUCUGUGGGCGGGACCCAACACUCGCAGACGAAUUGAUGGCCAUCCUGAAAGAGCUCACGCAGCUCAACAAGAUUGAGAACUGCAAGGUGGCCCUGCGUGCCAGACAAGUUUUGAUCGCUUCCCAUCUGCCCUCUUAUGAACUGAGGCACAACCAGGUGGAAUCUAUCUUUCUGUCUGCCAUUGACAUGUACGGACACCAGUUUUGUCCGGAAAACCUGAAAAAACUCAUACUCUCUGAGACCUCCAUCUUCGACGUGCUGCCCAAUUUCUUCUACCACUCUAACCGGGUGGUGUGCAUGGCUGCCCUGGAGGUGUAUGUGCGCAGGGGCUACAUCGCUUAUGAGCUGAACAGCCUCCAGCAUCGCCAGCUGCAGGACGGGACGUGUGCCGUGGACUUCCAGUUCAUGUUACCCUCGUCCCACCCCAACAGAGGGAGCAGCCCUACUCUGAACAGGCUGUCAAUGCUGGUGAACAGCGCAGGGCAGUUUGAGAUGAGGCGGCAGGGGAGCGAACUCUUCCUGGAAGGGGAACUCUCUCCCCCCUGUCAGCGCAUGGGUGCUAUGGUAGCCUUCCAGUGUUUCGACGACUUCAAAAGGAACUUUGACGAGGUCCUUUCCAGCUUUGCCGAUCCGCUCAUGGAAAGCCCGCUGUUCUCUGAAGCCUGCUCUGGCCUCUAUGAAGAAGACAGCUGCAAGAACAUGAGGGAGAACCCCAUCCACAUCAUCAAUGUGUCCAUCAAGUUGGCAGACACAGAGGACGACGAUGCCUUGGUCACAGCCUUCGCUACCUUCUCCCAGUCUAAGAAAGUUGUACUUUUUGAGCACGGCAUACGAAGAAUCACGUUUUUAAUAGCACAGAGGAGGGAAUUUCCCAAAUUCUUCACUUUCAGAGCCAGAGAUGGGUUCCAGGAGGACCGUAUCUACAGAAACCUAGAGCCUGCUCUGGCCUUCCAGUUGGAGCUGAACCGCUUGCGUAACUUUGACCUGACAGCCGUGCCCUGUGCCAACCACAAGAUGCACCUGUACCUUGGUGCAGCUCGUGUGCAGGAGGGUGCCGAGGUCACCGACUACCGCUUCUUCAUUCGAGCCAUCAUCCGCCACUCUGACCUCAUUACCAAGGAAGCCUCUUUUGAGUACUUGCAGAAUGAAGGUGAGCGUCUUCUCCUGGAGGCCAUGGAUGAGCUGGAGGUCGCCUUCAGCAACACUAAUGUGCGCACUGACUGCAACCACAUCUUCCUCAACUUUGUCCCCACCGUAAUCAUGGAUCCAUCCAAGAUUGAGGAGUCCGUGCGCUCCAUGGUGAUGCGGUACGGCAGCAGAUUGUGGAAGCUCCGGGUCCUCCAGGCCGAACUGAAGAUCAACAUCCGGUUGACGCCCACAGGAACCGCCAUCCCCAUCCGCCUGUUCCUUACCAACGAGUCCGGGUACUACCUGGACAUCAGCCUGUACAAGGAGGUCACUGACCCCACAACGAGACAGAUCAUGUUCCAGUCUUACGGGGACAAGCAGGGCCCUCUUCACGGGAUGCUCAUCAACCACCCCUAUGUGACCAAGGACCUGCUGCAGUCUAAACGCUUCCAGGCCCAGAGCCUCGGCACCACCUACGCCUACGACUUCCCGGAGAUGUUCCGACAGGCCCUCUUUAAGCUGUGGGGUCCCGGGGAAAGUUACCCUGAAGAUGUGCUUAUUUGCACAGAGCUGGUGUUGGACUCGCAGGACCGGCUGGUGCAGAUGAACCGCUUGCCUGGAGACAAUGAUGUGGGAAUGGUGGCCUUCCGGAUGCGGAUGAAGACCCCAGAGUAUCCCACGGGCCGUGAGAUCAUCGUCAUCUGCAACGACAUCACCCACAUGAUUGGCUCGUUUGGGCCCCAGGAGGACCAGCUGUUCCUGCGGGCAUCAGAGCUGGCCCGGGCCGAAGGCAUUCCACGCAUCUACAUCUCGGCCAACAGCGGGGCGCGCAUCGGCCUGGCCGAAGAGAUACGACACAUGUUCCAGGUGGCCUGGAUCGACCCCCAGGACCCUUACAAGGGGUUCAAGUAUCUGUACCUGACGCCGCAGGACUACACCCGCAUCAGCUCCACCAGCGCCGUUCACUGCCACCACGUGGAGGAGGGCGGAGAGUCCAGGUACAUCAUCACAGACAUUAUCGGCACCGAGGACGGUCUGGGGGUAGAGAACCUCAGAGGAUCGGGAACCAUCGCCGGGGAGACGUCCCAGGCCUACGACGAGAUCAUCACCAUCAGCAUGGUGACGUGCCGGGCCAUUGGGAUCGGGGCGUAUCUGGUGCGUUUGGGGCAGAGGGUUAUUCAGGUGGAAAACUCCCACAUUAUCCUGACUGGGGCUGGAGCGCUCAACAAGGUUCUGGGCCGUGAGGUGUACACCUCUAAUAACCAGCUGGGAGGGGUUCAGAUCAUGCACAACAAUGGAGUGAGUCACACUACUGUGCCGGAUGACUUUGAGGGAGUUUUCACCAUUCUGCAAUGGCUCUCCUAUAUGCCAAAGAACAAGCACUCGCCGGUGCCGAUGAUCACGCCCAAAGACCCUGUGGAGAGGGAGAUCGAGUUCACCCCCACCAAGGCUCCGUAUGACCCCCGCUGGCUCCUGGCCGGGAGGCCCCACCCCACUGUGAAGGGAGGCUGGCUGAGUGGAUUCUGUGACCACGGUUCAUUCAUGGAGGUGUUGGGGUCUUGGGCCCAGACAGUGGUGGUGGGCAGAGCCAGGUUAGGAGGGAUUCCCAUCGGUGUCAUCGCUGUGGAAACACGCACCGUUGAGGUUGCUAUCCCGGCCGAUCCAGCCAACUUGGACUCGGAGGCCAGACUGGUCCAACAAGCCGGCCAGGUGUGGUUCCCUGAUUCGGCCUUCAAGACAGCCCAGGUCAUCCACGACUUCAACCGUGAGCGGCUUCCUCUGAUGGUGUUCGCCAACUGGAGAGGAUUCUCUGGCGGAAUGAAGGACAUGUAUGACCAGGUGUUGAAGUUUGGGGCCUACAUUGUGGAUGGCCUGCGGCAGUUCCGCCAGCCCGUGUUGAUCUACAUCCCGCCCCACGCCGAGCUGAGAGGGGGGUCCUGGGUCGUGAUUGACCCCACCAUAAACCCUCUGUGCAUGGAGCUCUAUGCCGACAGGGAGAGCAGAGGGGGUGUGCUCGAGGCAGAGGGGACGGUUGAAAUCAAGUAUCGCAGGAAGGACCUGUUGAAGACUAUGCGCCGGACCGACUCUGUCUACUCCAGUCUGGCUGAACAGCUUGGUACACCAGAGCUGACGGACAAACAGCGGCUAGACCUGGAUGCCAAGCUGAGGGCCAGGGAGGAGUUCCUACUGCCCAUCUACCACCAGGUGGCAGUGCAGUUUGUGGAGCUCCACGACACACCCGGUCGAAUGCAGGAGAAGGGCGCCAUCACAGACAUCCUGGACUGGAAGAAUGUGCGGAGCUUCUUCUACUGGCGUCUGCGGCGCCUUCUGCUGGAAAGCGUGGUGAAGGCCGAGGUCCUGCAGGCUAACCCGGAGCUGAGUGACGGACACAUCCAGUCGAUGCUGCGCCGCUGGUUCGUGGAGACAGAGGGAACGGUCCAGGCUUACCUUUGGGACAACAAUGAAGCGGUGGUGGACUGGCUGAAGAAGCAUUUGGCCAAAGAGGACGGUAUGAGAUCAACCAUCAGAGAGAACAUAAAGUACCUGAAGAGGGACUACGCCUUAAAACAAAUCCGCAGCCUGGUGGAGGCCAACCCUGAGGUAGCCAUGGACUGCAUCAUCCAUAUGAGCCAGGCCAUCACCCCGUCCCAGAGGGCAAAGAUUUCCCACCUGCUGGCCACGAUGGACGCCCCCACUUAAACUAUACGUCUGAGCUAAGCAUCCCAUCCCAGGAAUCCCAGGAAUUCAGUCAGCCUGUUGGAUGUGACCGGGCAUAACCAGUAUCUGUCCAUCACUGCCACUUACAGUACGUUCUGUUUGUAACUAGAUUAAACAAUAAAGCCAAUGACAGAAUCUUGUCUAAUUCUCAGGGUCAGGGCUAGCUGUUCACUAAUGUGCUAGGCAUGAUAAUAAUGACACCCUAGAACUAUCCACUGAACACGACAUGCUGUGCUCGGACAUGUUUUGGAUGAUCCGUGCAGGACUGGGUAUAAAUACUUAAAGAUAAUUUCACAUACUGUACCAGGGCUUGGAUGGGCUUUGACUCCUCCCAUGGAACCAGUAGAACAUUAUCAGAAGUUCAACCUCCAUCCACCAGAAACUGAAACUAACGGCGGUUCCGUGUUACUGAUGAAACUGCUGUAAUCACAGGCGACCAUCACUUCUCCUUACUAUUUCCAGUUCACAUUAUUAAUGGAAAAACAUGUAUUGAAUGGAUUGGAGGAUGUGCCUUUUUUGUCAAAUACUCUAUAAAGCUUCCUAUUGCUUUUCACUAAUGCUGUAUUAGAGAAGAGAUCAGGUUUGUUUUCAGGGUUUUAGUCAGUGUCGAAAAGAGUGUUCACAGCGAAGCCUCAGUUUGUGUACCAAGUAAAAUGUAGUUCAUGUGAAUUAUGUGCCAGUUCCAGUACAUUUCCAUAAGCUUUUCUUUGGGGUUGGAUGUGUAGCCUUCUGACAGCAGUCACACUAAUGACUGCUUUAACUGAAGGCCCAUUUCAGUGGAAUUAAAUUACAUUCAAUUUACCCAUUAAUUUAAGUGAUACAUUGAUCUACCAUAGAUCAAAGAUGAUUUAUCAUGUCAGAAUUGUCCUUCAAAAGCUAACCAUGUGCAAUUUCAAAGUCAGUCAGCAUCUUUUUUUGGUAGUACACAAUUGUUUAUUAAGUGCCCUUGAAUUUUUUUAGUUGUAUUAUUGAUUUUAAAAGAAUUUUUAAAAAAAUGUAUUUCUAAUACUGACAUAUUGUUGUCAGUAACUCAAUUUCCAUCCACAGUUUUACUACCAGUAAUGUUGCAUAUAAAUAGUAUUGCCAUAGGUUUGAACAUUUCUGUCCUUAUUUUUGCUCUGCUGAUUCCCCAAAUCCACUAUCAAUAUUGCAUGUUUUUAUUGUUGUUGUAAACAGCAUGAGUGAAAUGAUUGAUGACAGAAUUUUUUUAAAAGCAGAAUUAGUAACCAGAAUAAGGUUCUGACUUAAUAUUGGUAGGUCUGGAGUUCUUUUUAACAUGCCUUGACACAUUUUCAUAACACAAUGUGCAAUUCAACCAAUUUUCUCAGCACAAAUAAGUUAAAAGGUUUAACUUCCCCUUUAGAAAUUCAGCAUUGCAGUUUUUUUUAUGCCACUACAGAUAAAAUAAUCAACAUAUUGAAGUUAACUUGCAUUCAAGUGGUAACUAUGUUCUGUGAUACUCACACUGAUUUGGGGAAACUUGUAAUUUAUUGUAAUACAUAUUAACUACUAUGAUCUUCACAGAGUGGUGAAAGUGCUCAGCAUGAGACUGCAUGUACUUUCCAAUAACUUUGACAUGAUAUUUGAUGUGCUCAAAAAAUAUAUAAUCUACUCACUAUCUAAUGCAACAGCUGUUUUUGAUAAAACCACCUGUGGUGUUCAUAAAACGCUAGGAAUGUUUGAUUGCGCUACGUCAUCACACACGUUUUGUAAUUUUAUUUUUAAGAAGUUUCAUGUUAACAAAGCACAGAUGGCAAAAUGUGCAAAUUUUCUUUAUGCUGAGUUCAGAAAACACCAUUGUAUGAAUACGUAGCUACUGAUGUUGCAUGGUUGUCAGAAGAGAAUGACACCGUCUCGAUGCUAGUGCGUACCUUCACACCUCUACAGUGUUAGUGUGGUGCUAAUAUUCAACGGGAAUGUGUUGGAUUCGAUGGAUUCAUGGUUACUUUUGGUCUGAUGUGUUUAAUGCCUAGGUGAUUUUACUAUGUUGAGUAGAAUGCUAAUUGUUCUUCAGCUCAGGUGAACCGGGCCAGGCGUGGGUCUAAUGGUUAACAGCAUUGUAGCCAUGAGACUCCAACCUCUAAUUCUGCUGAUACCUCCGUCACAAUACCAGAUGUCCAUUUGAAAUUGUGUCUGUAAUUAAAUAUCAUUAUUUAAAUAUAUAUCAUUACCCUAAUGGGUAUCAAUAAAGCCAAUAAAUGUAUUUUCAGCAA